GGUCGAAGUACCGAGAGAAACGCUCUGGAUCCAGAGACUUUGAGAAGCAACGUGAAAGCCAUAGAUCGUCAGCUUCGCAAAGUCUUUGAAAAUGCUAAGAAGUAUAUGGAGAAGCGGGGUGCUCACGGCGUAGCGGAGUCGGAGAUUCAGCCGGUGAAAGUACUGAACAAUUUCGAUUGGUUCAAGGAUAUUGGUGUUCUCGAGUUUCUCAGCGACGUUGGAAGGCUGGCUAGGGUGUCGAUUAUGCUUUCAAGAGAAAGCGUGCGAAGUCGACUCGACAGUCCUGAAGGGAUAAGCUUCACGGAAUUUUCGUAUCAACUACUUCAAGCAUAUGACUUCUACUACCUGUUUUCAAGGGAAAGAUGCCGUGUGCAAAUUGGCGGCAGUGAUCAAUGGGGCAACAUCAUGGCUGGCAUGGAUAUCAUCAAGAGGAAGACCGGGAGGCCUGAAACGCAGGCCGCCGUAGACAGUGAUUUAGAACGAGAACCAGCCGCGUUUGGACUGACCAUUCCGCUGGUGACAACGGCAACCGGCGAGAAAUUUGGGAAGAGCGCGGGCAAUGCAGUCUGGUUGGACGAAAACUUGGUCUCCCAUUAUGACUUUUACCAGUUCUUUCGGCGAACGCCGGACUCUGAAGUGCAGAAGUAUCUUCGAUAUUUCACCUUCCUCCCAGAAGAGGAUAUAGAGAAGCUGAUGGUGCAACACACGGUCACACCGGAAAAGCACAUUCCUCAACGGACUUUGGCGCGAGAAGUGACAGAGCUAGUGCAUGGAGACGACGCAGCACAUAAAGCCCAAAUAAUGGCCGAAGUACUAUUCGAUGGAAACUUAGCCGAAACUCGAGGGGUUGAUAUACUCGCGGCGUUUUCUGGGGAUGAUCGACUAGCGGAGCUUCGCCGCACUGCUGUCAUUGGAACAGAUAUCGUACAAGUGGCUCUAGCUUGUGGGGCAGUCAAAUCCAAAUCUGCUGGCAGGAAAUUGCUUGCGUCCGGGGGACUGUAUUUGAAUAACAUGAAAGUCAACCCCAGUGGAAAAGUAAUUGAAGAAGAAGAUAUGCUGGAUGGAGUCGUAUUUUUGAUCCGGACUGGAAAGAGCAAUCAUAGAGUGGUGAAGUUGGUUUAAAUGGCCUGGAUAGAUGCAUAUAGUGAACUCUCACGAUUCUGUUUAUUGUAUUUCCGCAUUAAAUUAAUUAUAGGGAACGUAAUGGGUUGCACUUCUGCGCUUCACGUAGGGAUAAGACUUAUGGUAUUGAAUCAAAGUCUUCUG
Molecule: messenger RNA, 1266 nt
Organism: Spizellomyces punctatus DAOM BR117
Lineage: Eukaryota; Fungi; Chytridiomycota; Chytridiomycetes; Spizellomycetales; Spizellomycetaceae
Product: tyrosine-tRNA ligase
Exons: 6
Coding region: 106-1122 (338 amino acids)
Biological process (GO): tyrosyl-tRNA aminoacylation
Cellular component (GO): cytosol; mitochondrion
Molecular function (GO): RNA binding; tyrosine-tRNA ligase activity; ATP binding
Source: RefSeq, a predicted model, not a curated record